Drosophila busckii is the source of this 4823-nucleotide messenger RNA. RefSeq names its product interaptin. Lineage: Eukaryota; Metazoa; Arthropoda; Insecta; Diptera; Drosophilidae. The record is from RefSeq and is a predicted model, not a curated record.
GCAUAUAUUAUAUUUAAAAUAGACAUGCAACUAGACAAGCAUUGAUAUAAAUUACACUAGUUUGUGUGUAUUUUCAAAUUGAGUAGGCAAAAUGUUUAAUUUGCUGCGACGCACGCGUUCGAGAAAAGCGCAUAAAAACAAAGGCUACGAUGCAAGUGACGAUGAGGAGCCGCCGCCGCCGCCACCAGCGCCAAGUGCGAGAGCAACAGAGAGCAAGAUCAGUGAGCAGCAGCAGCGUUUGCUAUUCAGCAGACCUGCUGAGCAAGAGACGUUCAUAAAGAGCGCUGACGAGAGCGAGAGCCGUGGACCGCGUCGGGCUGUGAUCGAAGAGUUGGAGGACUUUGGCAGCGACGAGAACGACGAAGAGUUGGCAAGUGUAAAAUUAGCAGAAACAGCUGCUCCUAAUGGCCAUUCAGCGGUCUCUUGGCGCUCCAACUACGCGUAUAUAAAUAACAUGGGCCAGAGCAAGGCAACGGCAGCGACGAAGGCAGCGGCGACAACGUUUGUUGAUGAACAUCAAGAUCGAAACGCUGACACUCUUGGGCAUGUUACGGGCAGUCAAAACGAGGCAGCCAGCGCGAUCGCUAAACCAAACAACAGUGUCGGCGAUCAGCUAAUUGGCAGCUAUAGCUAUAGCCACAAUAUCGAGCCAAUUACCACCAAUGCUGACACGGUAAUUGUUGCUGCCCAGGCAGUGCCAACGGUCAACUAUCGUCAACAGCAAAACCACCACCAACAACAACAACAACAACAGAACGAACACAAACGACAGUCGCGACUCUCACUCGAUUUGGAGCAGCAGCAAACUGCAACUGAGGCGGUGCAAAAGAAACGCAAAGCGCUGCAAAGAAGUCGCGAUUUUCUUAGUGAAAUUUUCAUGGCGCGUGGACGUAAUCAUCAACGGCAGCAGCGUAAUCAACAGCAACAGCAACAACAGCAACAGCAGCAGCAGCAAUCUUUGCUGGUCAAGAGCAAAAACACCAACGCAGACGGCAGCACAGCAACAUUGGCACACCUUGAAACGAACUCCGACCCCGCGACCGCGUCCACAAAUAGUUAUCAAAUGACUAUGUCUAAUAAUAGCCAGCUACAAAAAAAGCAACAGCAACAAAGUGCUGCUGCUGCUGGCAGCGAAGAUGCCAGAGAGCGGCAGCGAGAGCGCAGUAAUUCAGCUGGAGCAUACGCUGCCAAGGAGCAGCGGCGCACGCUGUCGAGAGAGCGCUCGCCCGCUGAGCAUAGAGCGGCAAAAAAUGAUUUCAUUCAAGCGGCAAACGUCGAGCUGUUCACUGUCGCGCAAGAUCAACGGCAACGGCAACAAACUGUAGCAGCUGGCAGGCAACAACAACAGCAGCAGCAGCAACAACAACAGCAACAGCAACAGCACAUGGGCCAAACAAAUGGCAAACCCAAUGAUAGUCAAUCCACAAGCAGUCGAGCUAGCACGCCGCUUGAAUUUCGUGAAUCCCAAACGGGCGAUGAGCUGCCUUUGCCUGUGGCGCCACCGCGGCAACAGCGGCAACAGCCACACGCAGCAUCAGUGCCCAAGAUUACAGUGGAAGACUGCAGCAGCAGCAGCAGCAGCAGCAGCAGCGAGGAUGAUGAAGCGGAAAUAUUUCAUGAGCUGCCACGCGUCAACAUUGAAGAGCUGCAUGAGGCGCAGCUGGAAACGCUGGAGGAUGAGGUCUUUGCCACAGAUAUACCUACAACAGUUUAUGGACAGGCCAAUGGCAUGGGCCGACCUUGGACACGCUUGACCAACGUUAAGCUGGAGAAUGUGCAAGAGGAGGCCGAUGAGGAUGAGCUGGAUGAAGCGCUGGGCCUGGAUGAGGAUCAUGAGCAUGGCACCGCCAGCUGCUCGCGUCAAUCGGCAAGCAGCGAGCGCAGCGCACUCAAAAGCGAUUCCAAUUUAAGCAGCAGCUAUGCGGACUCCGGCAUUGGCAGCGAUACGCAGCAGCACUCGCCUGGCCGGGAAUGCAACAGCAGCAGCCAGCAGCAGUCAGUGCCGCUGCCAACGCCCCAGCCGGCGCCCUUAUCGCGCAGCGCCGCUUUGCGUACGCCAUUUGUGCGCGAUGGCAACUCAACGUCCACGGACUUUGACUGCGAGGAGCUGUUGCUGCAGUGCGACGAACUCGAUGAUGAGCAGCAAUUCAAUGAGCGGCUGGUGUGCAUCGAGAGCAUUAGCCUGCCCGACGUUGUAGUCGAGUCAACGACCGCAUCCACAACAGCCUCGUCCACAACAACAACAAGCACAAAUGGCAGCUGCAGCAACAACAGCAACAGCAGCAGCAGUAAUUGCGAUGGCCAGCUUAAUAUCAAUAUAACCAAUGGUGCCGGUGGCAAUAGCCUAGGCAAUGUGCAUUUUAUACCCAUACAUAUCGAGGGCGCGUCCUCCAAUCGCAGUCGCAGUAGCAGUCCCAAGCAGCGCAGUGUGGACGACAGUUGCUUGGGACGCACCGUCGAGAUCGUUGAAGAUGGCAGCGUGCUUAAUACCAGCGCCACACAGGAGCUCCACGAACUCAAAAAAGACUUUAAGCUGCAGAAGGCACGCUUGCAUACACAGCUUGAGGAUGCGCAUAGGAAUGUACAAAAUUUGGAGAGCAAAGUGAGUGACAUGCAAAUGAAAAUAGAUAAAUUGGAGCAGGAAUUGGCACAAAAGCAAUGGAAUGUGGAACGACUGCAAGGCGAGCUGAUUGCUGCACAAAAGGACGAUGAGUUUGUGCGCAAAAAGCUUAAGCUGCUUGAGGAUGAAAAAGUGCAUCUGCGCCACAAGUACAGCGAUGAUGGCGAGGAAUUUCGACGCAAAUAUGACUCUUUGGAGGCGCAGUACAACGAGCUUAACGAAAAGUACAAACAGACGCACAGUCUGGCGAGUGGAUUGCAAACACAGCUGUCCACGGCCAAGCAGGAGGUGGAGCAGUGGCGCAACGAGGUUACAAAAAUACGCGUAGAGCUGGAAGAUCAAAUACGCAUACUCAAGAAUGCUUUGGAUAAUUCCGAGGCCGAACGCAAAAUCUGCGAGGAUAGAUGGCAAAAGGAAUUCGAAAUGCUGAGAACACAUAAUAGAGAACGCGAGGAAACUUUGAUGACCGACUGUGAGUGGCAGCUGCGUCAGAUGCAGCGUCAGUGCAAAGAUAAAGUUGAUAAAAGCAGCUAUGAACGCAAACAGGCUGCGGCCAAGGCCGAGGAGCUUGAACUGGAGCUGCAGUCGCGGCACAAAGAAGCGGAGCACUUGCGCAUUUGCCAAGCGCAAGUUAAGUCACUGAGUGGCGUCGUCGGUGAGCAGGAGCGUUCCAUACAAACGCUCAUGGAGCGCAUUGAGAAUCUCAAGUCCGAGCUGGAGACCGCCAAUGAGAGUCUGGAAGCACAGAUCGAAGCAGUGCACAAAAUUAAAUAUCAGUGUGAUAAUGCCAUUUAUGAUAAGGAGCGCCAAAUGAUCUAUCGCAUCGAUGAGGUGCGCAAUGAAGCUGCCGCCUUUUGGGAAAAUAAACUUUACACAGAGAUGACAAGACUGACAAAUGAACUGGAAUCUGUUUAUGUGGAUGAGCGUCGGGAGGCCUUGGAUAAGCUGCAAGCCGAGCACAUUGAAGAGCUGCGUGUGCUUACGAAUCGCUACACAUCGAAUGAGGAAGAGCUGCGCGCAGAGAUCGAUGAGCUACAUACAAAUCUGGAGCUGAAGAAGCAAGAUUUUCUAACGCUUAGGGAGCGUUCAGACAACGCCUUGCUGCAGACACGCAUGCAUUUAGAUCGGGCAGAUCGUGAGUAUCAGAAUGCCAUGUGUCGCGAGGAGGAUCGGCGCGUUGAGCUGGAGGAGAAGCUGAACAAGGAGUUUGACAUUGAGAAGCAAGAAAUGGAGGAUAAGUUCUGUGAGCGCUUGAGUCAAGUUAAAGAUGAGUUUGCCAAAGAGCUGCAGCUGUCCACACAGGAAAUGAUCGAUACUCAUCGCAAGGAGCUAGAAACGCAGAAAUCCAAGCUGCUGGCUGAGAAGGAUGAAGCCUUGCAAGAACUUGUGGAGCGACAUCGUGCCAAAAUGGCUGCUGCCGACGAACGAAUCAACGAAGUCGAGCUACGGCACCAGCGUAAUCUGAAGGACUUGAAGGCGGCCUACGAUGCCGAGAAAGCGGCGCUGGACAAACGCGAUAUUAGCAACGCCAACGAAAUUGAGCAGCUGCAUCGCAAAUGUCGCUGCCUGACAAAUCUUUUCGAGGAGAUGCGUAUGCGUUAUGAGCGUCGUGAUCCGCGCGCCGAGGAUCUGCGUGAAAUCACUGAGCUACGCACGCGCUGCGACAGUCAGGAGCGUGAUCUGUUUGUGCUCACCGAUCGCCUGCGAGAAAUGCAAAUACAAAUGUCCCAGCUACAACAGAAUGGUGACAGCUCAACGCGUAAUAGCGCGCUGAAGAAGCCUCCACCCAAAACCAUUGCCACCAGCUGUGAUGUCAUCUACGAGGAGAACGAGGAGCGUGAGUCGCCUGAGCGCAAACAAGAUGCUGGAGAACAGAACGAGGAGGGAGACGGAAGCCAGGGCGAACAGGAGCCCAGUGACACCGAGUCCAAUCACACCAUCGAAGUGAAUGGCAAGUGCAACGAUCGCAUUAACGAGGACGAUGCUCAGAUGAUUUCCGCUGUCUGAUUAAUUCGAUCGAUUCGAUUCGAACUUUGGCUGUUUAUAUUUUCAAAAACGAUACAAAAUACUCGCAAACGGCAGCAGUCCUGCAAAAAAUCGUUAAAUGCCGCAUACACUAAAUUAUUUCAGCACUGGCAUUGAAAUUGUUUUCGCACAAAAUAUUUAAAAAUUUGUAUAAAUUACUCUUACACUCUUACAUUUU